GCCGCGCCCCGAGGAGCCACUCUGGAGUGCACGUGGUGGUGCUGGAGUCAGGUGGGGGCCACACCAUGCUGGCCCGUCACUUCCUCACUCACCAGCCGGCCGAGCACCGCAACCUGGCCUCCUGCCUCCUGGCCCUCAUGCCUGGCCGCGUCCUCAUCGUUGUUGCCGUCCCCGAUGCGGUGGCCUUCCUGGGUCAAGACGCGAUGGAGCAGCUGGAAGUGAUGGGGUCCUCCAUGGUCCGUAACCUGGCUUCCUUUGAGGCCUGGGCUAUGGUGGCCCAAACGCCGUCCGCCACUCCAAUACCUGCCACAGCCCACCACCCACGCCCUCUCGCUCACACGCCCUCAGCCGCCCACAUGGUGUCCAAACACCGCACGCCUUCAGGACACCGCCGCCCUCAACCACACCAUCAGGAUGUCCAGCAGGCGAGGCGAGGGUGGGUGUGGGCCGAAGCCGCCGCCAUCAUCCGAACACCUCACGGCGUGGAGAGUGGGCCGCUCCAUAUGCACGCCCAGCUGCCCCGCACACCAGGUGUACGGUGCAGCUGGCACGAGGACCCAGCGAUGAAGGAGCAGCGGGACUUCUGUAACACCUACGAGGGCUACCUGCAGCUGUGCACCUGCGCCUCCCCUCUCACUCCCGCCCUCAGGCACUCUGCUCCGGAGAUCAAGAUGAGGGAGGUCAUACCUGUGGCUAUGCUCACUGCCGUUAAGCCGUUUAACUUCUACAGACAGCUGGUGAACCUGUUGGAGACGCCAGGAGCCGCCCAGACCCCCAUCCUGGUGAUGGUAGACGGACCCAACACUGAGAUCCUCAGACUGGCUCGCAUCUUCGGGCUGGAGGUGUUGGUCCACCGGCCCCAGGGCGCGCCCGGCUCCACUACCCUCCUCAACAUGCACUUCAGGUUCUCCGUCCACAACGUCUUCAAUUACUUCCCCGAGGUGGACAAAGCCAUCAUCCUCGAAGACGACCUGCUUCUCUCACCUGACUUCCUCUCUUUCUUCCAGCAGACAUCCUGGUUACUGGACGUCGACCCGACCAUCUUCUGUGUGAAUGCCUUCUCCAUCAACAGCUACCCAGGGGUGGCCCACGACCCCACGGUGCUCCGACGCUUCGAGAUGAUGCCUCAGUUUGGCUGGAUGGUCACCCGCCGGUGGGCGAGGGAGCAGCACCACGCCUGGAUACCGGAGAAGGAGACCGCGGACUGGGACUGGUGGCUGUUCUCCCAGACGUCCCUGCGGGGGCGCCACGCCCUCGUGCCGGAGAUUGGACGCACCUUCCACGCCGGGGCGGCCGGCGCCCACGUCUCGGGCUGGGAGCAGGAGCACCUCUUCAGCCACAUGAUAUAUAAUCAAGACCCGGACGUUAAGCUCCAGGGGCUGGAGGACCUCACACUGGAGCGCUACGAAGCCAAGUUCAAACGCGAGAUACUGACGGCUGAGGACCUGGAGGUUAUACCCCACCCCUGUACACGCCCCUUCCUCCCCCAGCAUAAGGCUGGACCGUUCCGGGUGUUCGUGGUGUCGGAGACCCAGAGCGACGAAUACGGCGCCUAUUAUGUCAUGCAACUGUGCUUGCACGGGUUCAGUGAAGAAAGUCGAGAGAAGUUCAACGCUGUAGUUCGUUUCAACAUUGAAGGUCGCAUCCUUUACAUAAUUGGCUGCCCAGCCUCCCCGUACUGCACGCUGUUCCCUAAAGGCAUAUCAAUGAUGAAGCCACCGAGCCCGGAGCUGGUACAGUCAGCAGAGGACCAGGUACGGGAGUGGCAGAGGCGCAACUACCCACCAUACUUUCUUCAACGCUCCGACAUACAAUAUCCCUACCAAGAAUUUCUGAUGGAGAAUCUGUUACAUAUCUAUUGGAAUGGCUCACUAGUGAAGAUGUAGCAUGCAUAUUUAUGUAACAAGGUUCAAUAUUAAAUAAACUGAACAAUUUACA
Messenger RNA from Procambarus clarkii (red swamp crayfish), 1938 nucleotides. Its product is annotated as protein O-linked-mannose beta-1,2-N-acetylglucosaminyltransferase 1. Gene Ontology annotation, biological process: protein O-linked glycosylation via N-acetylgalactosamine. The record is from RefSeq and is a predicted model, not a curated record. Gene Ontology annotation, molecular function: beta-1,3-galactosyl-O-glycosyl-glycoprotein beta-1,3-N-acetylglucosaminyltransferase activity. Gene Ontology annotation, cellular component: Golgi membrane. Lineage: Eukaryota; Metazoa; Arthropoda; Malacostraca; Decapoda; Cambaridae.